Molecule: messenger RNA, 1935 nt
Organism: Malassezia japonica
Lineage: Eukaryota; Fungi; Basidiomycota; Malasseziomycetes; Malasseziales; Malasseziaceae
Exons: 2
Coding region: 1-1935 (644 amino acids)
Biological process (GO): Golgi to plasma membrane transport
Cellular component (GO): exomer complex
Molecular function (GO): protein binding
Source: RefSeq, a predicted model, not a curated record
AUGGCCGACACCUUUUUGUCGCUGCCAGAGUUCUUUGAAAACGACAUAGGCGAGAGUCUCCUAUGCCGUACGGAGACGCUCGGGUCCUUCCGUGAGCUGGGUCCUCCGGAUUUAUGCCAUGUGCUCAAGUCGAACGGACGCAAGGAGGUUGGGUCCUACCACUAUGUUUCGGGCGUAGACGCCUCGUCGUCUGCGACGCUCGCGACGUACAUCACGAGUCUUGCAUACGAGAUGGAGCACCAUCCCGCGUGGUUCAGUAGCAAGUCGCCCUAUAAGCUCAAGGGCGGCGUGUACUGCUGCUUCAACGCAAUCUCGCGUGUUGAUCUCCGCGUCGAGGUCUGCAUUCCGGGUAGCGUGCAGACGUACGUGGUGAAUGUGCGCGGCGAGCGCCAAGAGGCUACACCAGAAAUCUGGCAAGAGACCUACCUUUCGGCGGUGCUCCGCGCGAUCCUCUAUGCGGAUGAUGCCAACUACCGCCUCGCGGGCUACCGUAAGCUCGACCCCAUUCCGACCUUGGAGCACGAGUUCCGAUUUUUGCUUGCUGCCGAGAACCUCUUUUUCAAGGGCUGGCAGCUGGGCAGCGAGCCCGAGAUACAGGUGGCCACGAUUGUCCACAACCAUCUUUCAGCAGGCAUCCUGAAAUACUUUGGCGAGUCGUCGCGGUACGAGCAGGCGGUGAAUCUGUUUGAGAAACUGUGGGCGCGUGAGCCAGAAGUGGCAGCGUUGGUCGCCAAGUCGUACCUCGGCAUGAACCAGGAGGUGAAGGCCGUACAGAUUAUGCACCGUUCGCUGCAGCAAAACCCGCACAGCUACGUGCUCCUUCACGUCCAGUGCGACUUCCUCCGGAAAAAGGGACAACUGGAUUGGGCUAUUCGGCUUGCAAACCAGGCGGUAAGCUGCGCGCCGAGCGAGUUUGUCACCUGGGCCAAGUUGGCCGAUUGCUUGGUGGAUGCCGGUGAGUGGUCGGCGGCGCUCUUCACACUCAAUUCGUGUCCCAUGUUUACGUAUAAUGAGCGGGAUCUGCACCGCAUCCCUGAAGCUGCCCGGACGCACUUCCCGAUUCGCCCUCUUGCGGCGCAGAGCAAGCUGCUCGACGAAGACAGCGCGAAUGACAACGAGGCCGACGUCGCUCUCCUCCGUUUGCCUGCCCCGGCGUUGCGCGGUACCUUUGCGAGCGCAUACGGCAUCCUUACCAAGCUCGCGAACAAGAUUGGUUGGGACGAACUGCUCAAGUGCCGAUCGGAAGUGUUUGUGAUGGAAGAAGAGUACCGCACCCAAAAUCCUAGCCAAGAAGAGGUCAAGCAAGGUGAAGGAAGCGAGAAGUCUGGUUUGAUGCAGCAGCCGGAAGCAGCAGGUGCUGCGGAGGAAAAUGGCGCUCUUCCGAAACACAGGCAUGAAUCGGGACAUUGGCUGUCGUUCACAGACAAGCGCCUGUGCGAACGCUGGCUGGAUAACCUGUUCAUGGUGCUCUAUGAAGACCUGCGUGUCUAUACGAUUUGGCGUGCAGAACUUGCGCACUACCAGGCGCAAUCGAUGCCUUUCCGCAAGACAGGAACGGACUGGGAGAUCUUGGGCGAGCUGGCACUCCGCCUGCACCACCCGGAAGAGGCACACGAGGCAUUCCUGCAGUGCAUUGGGCAAAAGUUUAGUCCCAAGGCAUACCAGCGGCUUUUGGAGCACUGCGUCGAGAUCAACAAUCUGGAGCAGUGCUUGUCUAUGGCUCUGUACCUCACCGCGUACAACUACCGCUGGUAUACCGACUGUGUCUUCCCCGGGGCCGUCGCGACGAGUCUCUUCAAGUUGAUCAACACCGAGGGACUGAGCAAGGUCUCCAACACGCUCAUUUCCAUGAAGCCUCCCCCGGCUAUGCUCCGUCUGAUGCAACGGUACUUUGCCUACGCGCAAGAAUUCCGGAUUCCCGGGUCGCAAUUCUAG